Messenger RNA from Centrocercus urophasianus (Greater sage-grouse), 5669 nucleotides. RefSeq names its product ecotropic viral integration site 5 (gene EVI5). The transcript is spliced from 19 exons. NCBI's taxonomy places the organism in Eukaryota, Metazoa, Chordata, Aves, Galliformes, Phasianidae. The record is from RefSeq and is a predicted model, not a curated record. The coding region runs from base 2335 to 4716 and encodes 793 amino acids.
UCUUGACUAUAGUGAUAAGAUUGAAUUGGGUUAUUGUAGCUUCAACACUGAGACUGUUAAAGGAGGUUGCUGUUCAUGGCGCAACACCUUAAUUUCAAGGUUAAGAAUUAAUGUUGUAGAGGUGUGCAUUCUUGAAGAAUUUGUUUUUGUAGAAUGUUCAAAAGAGUUGGCUUUCUGGUUUAAAGAAGUGCUCAUAACUGCUGCUUAUUCUAGAAAUUUGCAUUGGAGUUGCACGAUAUUCAGUAUCCCAACUGAAAUGGAAUAUCAUAGCAAUGAGACUUCUGUGUAACUUCCUCCCAUCCUUAGAUAAAGAUGGUAUUUUUAUAGGCUUUUUGAAAUGUGAAGUAGCUCACAGUUCCCUUCUUUUCCUUCUCGAUUUCCACAGUAUAACCUGCUCACAUGUAGCCUUUUAGUGUGUUAUCUGUUUAUCUGUGAUGAUGUACAUGGAGCAGGAUUUUCUGUUGGAAAUUCUAGAAAAGUAGAAGUUGCUGUUCUGCUAUUCAGUUUAAGGGUUUGAGCAGAAUUCUUCAGUUUGUAUUCUGUAAUUUAGCCUGCAGCUCAGGCUAUUUCGUACAGGUACAGCUAAUAAAAGAGGCUUUGCAGCCUAUUCAGUGUUAUGGCUGGAGGCGUAUUUUUACAGAUAGAGCAGUGUACAAGCAUCUUUUAUUUGCAAGGAAUAAUAGAUGCUUGCUGCAGUUAUGCUAACAGUGACAGGUAUGCAAUGACUUAAUCUCAUGAAAGAGAAAUCCCUAAUCAGUCAUUCUUGUUUGUCCUGAAUUUCUUUGUAUGCUCCUGUAACUGAGAAGAGGCAGUGAUGCCAACUGUCUCCAGGCAUGUCUUCUCUUAAUGUUCUGAUUCUGCUGCCUGAUAGUAAAGUAACUUACAAGGAAAUUGCAGCUGUCUAGUUCAUGACUGAGAAUGGAGGUCAGCUUUUAAACCACGUCGUCCUCUUUUCCUUAUGGUUUAUGGGGUUAUCUUUCAUUUGAAGGUGUACUGUGAUUUGUGCUGUGCUAGUAGCCAUUUAAAAUGUAUCAAAAGAAGAAAAAAAGGAGGUAUAACAUAAAUAGAGUGCUUCUAAGAAAGCUGAUUUGCAUUUAAUCUGAAGCUUUCUGUUCUGUUUAUGACCAAGGGUCUCAUUUAUAUUAGGAAAACUGCAGUAUCUGUUCUUUGGACUGCUUAUCUUUGUUAGGGCGUAAGAUUUGUUCAUCCAGAGUAGUUAUAUUAAGCCCUGGAGUGAAGUUAGUUUGCUUUUUCAAAGCAUGUUAGCUUGGGCUUGUUAGGUUUUCUUCUUCAGGUUUGCAUUCUUGAUUUAGUACAAUUUAGGUUAACUUAUCUGUUUUCGUUUGAUCAAUAUAUAUAUUUUUUUAAGACAGAUUUGUUGUUCAUUCCCACAUUUACUUUUGUGUAUGAAUUGUGAUUAGAGGUUGUCCUGUCAGAUGUCUCACACCAAAUGUUCUUUCCUUGUGAGACCCAAUACUUGAAGUAAAUUAAAAUGCGGUGCUCUUAUCAUGGAGGGUGCACGGUGGUUUUGAAAGUUUGAAUCUGCAUUUUAACACAGUGAGAAGGAAUUGUACACUGAAUGCAGGGAACAAUAGCUGGUGCUGGGUAUUUGUAAAGGUUUAAUUUAUGUUCUUGACUUCAACAUGAACAAGAACAAUGUGAAUUAUUUAAGCAGGCUGGGAACUGAAAAAACUUGAACUGUAUCAGGCUAUGAAUGUAUGAAGCAUUCUGUAAUCCAGUCCUACUGGAAGUCUCCUCAAAAUAAUGAGUUAGCUCAGUCCAGAGUCCUGUUGUAACUGUUUGGCAUUAGUAAAUCAUUUAUAAAGUUUUAGGUGAAGGAAAUCAGUUGUUGAACAACACGGAACUUGCAUACUACUUACUUUGUAAAGAACUUCUCAUUUUCAAAUCCAAGGACAAUGAAUUUAUCCAGGUCAAACCCUCUUGCCUCAAAACCUGCUGAUCUUCUGUGUUCAGCUGUUAAUCUCCAAUUGAAUGUGUGGAAGAAGUUUGAUUUGUGGUGCUUCUGUACUUUCCCUGACUUUAUUAAGAUCUAGUUCAGGAGGUUGUAAGACACUGAUUAAAAUCUCAAUUCUGAUAUUUAUGCAUAAUGUGAUGUUUGUGUUUGUUCCUUAAAAGGCUGCAAUGUAAUCUGCUAUUGUGGCUGCAGAAAUACUUGAGUGAUUAUAAAUAGUAACAAGGAGCAGUUCUACUUAAAUUUAUUACAGAUGGAUGUUGGAAAAACUGUACUGAUGGAACUCUGUGCUCGUUCUUUGCAAUGAUGUUGGAAGCACAGAUUUGUAAAAAAGAAAACAAAAACAGUAGUGUGGCAAUAGCAUGAUAAGAACAUGUAGUUUCUUGUUGUUUUUGUGUGUCUGUGUGUGGUUUCUUUGCAGGCUCCUAGAAACAGAUAGCAAAUCCUUGCGAUCGGUAAAUGGGUCAAGAAGAAAUAGUGGAUCUUCUCUUGUAUCUAGUUCAUCAGCUUCUAGCAAUCUCAGCCAUCUUGAAGAAGACUCGUGGAUCCUUUGGGGGAGAAUUGUGAAUGAAUGGGAAGAUGUACGGAAAAAGAAAGAAAAGCAAGUUAAGGAGCUUGUUCGAAAAGGGAUACCUCAUCAUUUCAGAGCAAUUGUUUGGCAGCUUCUGUGUAGUGCUCAAAGCAUGCCAAUAAAGGAUCAGUAUUCAGAGCUUUUGAAAAUGACAUCUCCUUGUGAGAAACUAAUAAGAAGGGACAUUGCUAGAACGUAUCCAGAGCAUGAUUUCUUUAAGGAGAAAGACAGCCUUGGUCAGGAGGUUUUAUUUAAUGUAAUGAAGGCUUAUUCUUUGGUGGAUCGUGAAGUUGGAUACUGUCAAGGAAGUGCUUUUAUUGUUGGAUUACUACUUAUGCAGAUGCCAGAAGAAGAAGCAUUUUGUGUGUUUGUUAAAUUAAUGCAAGAUUACAGACUACGAGAACUCUUCAAACCAAGCAUGGCUGAACUGGGCCUUUGUAUGUACCAGUUUGAGUGCAUGAUACAGGAGCAUCUUCCAGAACUUUAUGUGCACUUUCAGUCUCAGAGUUUCCACACUUCUAUGUAUGCAUCAUCAUGGUUUUUAACUAUAUUUCUUACAACUUUUCCACUACCAAUUGCAACAAGAAUAUUUGAUAUCUUUAUGUCUGAGGGUUUGGAGAUAGUAUUUCGAGUAGGUUUAGCACUACUUCAGACAAACCAAGCAGAAUUACUGCAACUUGAUAUGGAAGGGAUGUUACAGCACUUUCAAAAGGUCAUUCCACAUCAGUUUGACAGUGGUCCAGACAAAUUAAUCCAAGCAUCUUACCAAGUCAAAUACAAUGCAAAAAAGAUGAAAAAGUUAGAGAAGGAAUACACUACAAUAAAAACAAAAGAAAUGGAAGAACAAGUCGAAAUUAAAAGGUUGCGAACUGAAAAUAGGCUCCUAAAACAGCGCAUUGAAACACUAGAGAAAGAAAGUGCUUCCUUGGCAGAUAGAUUGAUACAGGGACAAGUGACAAGGGCCCAGGAGGCUGAGGAAAACUACCUCAUAAAACGGGAGCUGGCCACCAUCAAACAGCAGAGUGAUGAGGCCAAUACUAAACUGGAGCAAGCUGAGAGUACCAUCAGGGAGCUCCAACAGCAGCAGCAAUGGCAUAAAUGCAGUUCACGAUACAGUGAAGACUUUGUGCUACAGCUGGAAAAAGAGCUGGUCCAAGCCAGGCUGAGUGAAGCAGAAUCCCAUUGUGCCCUGAAGGAGAUGCAAGACAAAGUUCUAGAGAUGGAAAAGAGGAACAGUGCUCUCCCUGAUGAGGAAAAUGUUGCUAGACUACAAGAAGAACUGAUUGCAGUGAAACUAAGAGAAGCAGAAGCUUUGAUGGGUCUCAAAGAACUAAGGCAGCAAGUCAAAGACUUGGAGGAACACUGGCAGCGUCACCUAGCUCGCACCACUGGGAGGUGGAAAGAUCCUCCGAGAAAAAAUACAGUGAAUGAACUGCAGGAUGAGCUGAUGACAGUCCGACUGAGAGAAGCAGAAACUCAGGCUGAAUUGAAAGAAACCAAACAAAGAAUGAUGGAGAUGGAAACACAGAGUCAGAUCAAUAAUAACCAUUUGCGAAGGGCAGAGCUGGAGGUCACCAGCCUGCAGGAGAAGGUACAGUAUCUUACUGCACAGAACAAAGGACUUCUUGCUCAGCUGAAUGAAGCAAAACGUAGACAAGCGGAGAUUGAAUGUAAGAGUAAAGAAGAAGUGAUGGCAGUGCGGCUCCGUGAGGCAGACCGCAUAGCAGCUGUGGCUGAACUCCAGCAGCACAUUGCUGAAUUAGAAAUCCAGAAAGAAGAAGGAAAGAUUCAAGGGCAGCUUAAUAAAUCUGAUUCUAACCAGUAUAUCAGAGAACUGAAAGAUCAGAUAGCUGAGCUGCAUCAUGAGAUCAAAUGCUUAAAAGGACAGAGAGACUUCUCAGACCAACCCACUUUUGAUGGGAUCCACAUUGUCAACCAUUUCACAGGAGAUGAUGAGUCAUUUCAUUCUUCUGAUGAAGAUUUUAUAACUAACUCCAUACAGGAGAGUGGGGUAAGCUUUCACUUACACAGGAGGACUGGUCAGAUGGCUUUGGAUCACGCAGUUGUAGGCAGCAGUGACAGUGAGACUGAAGAAAGCACACUCCAGACUGGAAACUUGGACAAGAUGGUUUCCAAACAGAGGAGAAUGGAAUCUUACUCUACUACUGUGUGAUGAUCACUGUGACUAGCAUUUGAAGACUUCUGUGUUUCUUUAAGGCUUAAAUUGUCAGAUAAUUGAAGGCAUCCAGCAGUUGGUUUAAGUAACUACUGGAUCUGUUCUGGCCUGUGAUAAAUACACACAUGUACUGUCCACCUGCCUUCUCUUUGCCAAAUCUUGCUAGUGACGUACCAUUGCUGUGACGCAGGCUGGGAAGAAGUUAAUGGAUGACAGUUCUGACAGUAUUACUGAAUGUUCCUUGUUUUAGAAACUGCAAAUAUAUAAUUUCUUUAAAUGUGUGAGAAACCCUUUUGCUGUUCACAAGGAUGGGAAUUAUUUUCCUCAAAAGAAAUCGCUCUUGUGCAAUAUUUUAUGCUCUGAACAAAUGUGUAUGUUUUACAUCGUUAUCCAUUUGUGAUCAAGAUGGACUCUAACCAUCUGAUCAUAUGGCAUAUAUAUAAUUAUGCUUCUCAAUUACUUCUGUUUUAUUAAAGUUACCAAAUGCCCACAGAAGGCUUGAAAGAGAAGCCAUAAUCUAUACUACUUCCUAUAUACAAGUACUGGUCACUAAUGUCGUAAAGGUGUUUUUCACCCUUUUCACUUAAAUUUAUGUGCAUCUGCUUUUGAUGUUGCUAAAUAAUACCUGGUCUGAAUAUAUUAACUACAAUAAUGUUUAUUUUGUACAUAUUUAUAUAACUGCACCAAGCUGAAAAUGUAUAUUAUACCAUUUUAUACGAGGAAUGUAAAUGUUGCAAUAUGACUGUCUCAUAUUCUACCUGGAAAAUGAAUUCUGUAUAUACACACUAGAAAUGAAUUGCUAAAUAAAAGCAAAACACUAACUUUACAUUUAGUUUCGGUCUAGCUAGCUAACGAAUUCCUGUCUAACUGAAAUGCUUGUUCAAAACACUAUUGACUGAAAUCUUCUACCUUCAUAUAUAUGUAAUGAAAAUAAAUUUUUCACAAUUUAA